CACAACAUCUGCGGCACGACACCCUCACGCGGACGUAUUGUAUCUGUUCCUGCUGUAGGUUUGUGCUCCAGUCGAUAUAUUGUCUGUUUUAACGGACAUGUGAGAUGUUAGCAGAAUUGAUAAUAUAGCCUCAGCUCUGUGUGGAUGAACAGUGAGGAGGAACAUGCAGGUGUGAGAAGAUGCUCUUUUCGCGAAGGGUUGGAGGAAAAUGACCGUUGAGCCUGGUCAGCUCACCUGUGCGGGUACUACUUCUCGUAGACACGGAGAGCCUUUGAAGUGCAGCAAAUGGAUGCACGCGCAGAAAAACAGGAGCCGGGGGAUGAUGCUGCCAUCGUCGUAGAGAACGAAGCUGAGAGCAAGCAAGUGCAAGAGGAAAAGUCCGGUGUGAGCGGGCAAAACCAACUGGACGCUUGCCCCGUUUGCACUUUAAACUUUCACAGCCGAGAGCCCAAACUUCUGCCGUGUCUGCACUCUUUCUGCAAGAAAUGUUUGCCUUCGCCCUCGAGGAAUUUGGCCAUGGCGGAGCCGCCAAACUCCCAGGUCGACAGCGCGACCAAACCACUGAAUGUGAUCCGCUGUCCGGUGUGCAGGCAGGAGUGUAUGGAGGUAGAUGUGAUGGAAAACGUCUUUGUGAAGGACUCAGUUGAGACUCCCAGCAGCACAGUGGAGAAGGCAGUCCAGCUCUGUAUGACAUGUGAUGACAACACUGAAGCCACGGGGUUUUGUGUGGACUGCGUUGAGUACCUCUGUGCCACCUGUGUGGAGGCCCACGAAAGAGUCAAAUUCACCAAAGACCACACCAUCAGACAGAAGGCAGAAAUAUCACAAGAGGUACGCGGUGUGUCGACUCAGAGGCCGGUGUUCUGUGACAUCCACAAACAAGAGCCACUGAAGCUGUUCUGUGAAACCUGCGACCUGCUGACUUGUCGUGACUGCCAACUAGUCAAACACAAGGACCACAAUUACCAGUUCCUUGAAGAUGCUUACAAAAACCACAAACAGCACAUGGAGAGCAUGACCCGUCAGCUGCAGGAGAAGAAGAAACUGAUCGAAGAGGUAUCAAACUCCAUAAACAACGGACUUCUUCAGGUUGAUCAGAACCGUACGUCUGUUCACAACGAAAUAAAGAAAUCCAUCUGCAGUUUGAUUCUGGAGAUAAACAAAAAGGGCAAGAUGCUAGUGAAUCAACUUGAGGCUGUUACAAAGGAUCAUGAGAGUGUCCUGCGAAAACAACACGAGGACAUCGGCUAUCUAUCCAGACACCUGGAUCAUGUCAUCAACUUCACCAAAUGGGCCACAGCCAGGAACGGGGGCACAGCGCUCUUGUACUGUAAACGUUUGAUUCUGUUUCAGAUUGGAAACCUCCUGCGGGCAAAAUGCAGUACCACGUUCAUACCACAGAGCACUGUACGCUUCCAGAAUCGAUCCUCUUAUUGGGCCUCAAAUGUUGACCUGGGCUCUUUAGUGGUGGAGAGUGUACCAGGCCACCAGCUGGGUGGUUUUCAGGGUAUCCCUCAUCAGCUCUCCCUCCCUGGGCAGGGCCCCUCAGGCUCACCCCACAGCUUUGCCCUGGGAGCACCCCAUAAUACUCUGGCUCAGCUCCAAAUGCAGGUGGACAAGCUAAACCCGCAGGCCAACUGGCAGCCCCAACCACCUCCUCCACCCUGGACAUGGUACCAAAGUGUCCAACUACAGCGAACCAUCCCGGGCCCCGUGCAAGGAGGCUCUCCCUCCCACAGUAUGCUUCCCCAACCAGGCCGCAGGUUCAUGGCGCCUCCUCCCAACUACGUCAGCCCAACUAGCAGCUUACCAAGCCCUGGGUUUACCCCCCAGCCUCUGAGGGGGAUGGGAAGCAGCUACCAACGCAAACCUAUGGACGUAUUUUCCUCUCCACCUCUGUACACCCAUAUAACGCCACUGCUCAUCAACGGGGGCGUCGGUUCGCCUCAUUCACGACAGACGAUUGAGCCGACACAUCUGAAUACGAGGAAUGAUUCAAGCGGACCGAUAUAUAUGCGAAAACCAAACUAUCCCCAAAGCCUGCCACCUUCUCUGCUGCACAUAAAUGUGCAAGGACAACAGAAUUCACUAGGGUACGCUGCUGCAUCCCAGGAGGAGAAAUCAGGGACUGUUACCUGGAAACCUCCAGAACCGCACCAGGUUAGUGGAACAGGGGGCUCGGCUGUGAAGAAAAGACGAAGAUCUUCACCAGGGCCCAUCAUUGUCAUCAAAGAUGAGCCAGAUGACGACAGUAGCUACUUACAAGCCAAUCAAAGAGCCAGCCUCCCUGACAGCACAGGUGACCGACCCCAAACCAGCGCUCCUUUCCAAAGCACGGACGACAAACCCCAUAGUCCUUCACAGCUUCCACGCAGCCCGUGGGACCAGAGUAAGACUAACGCUCCAAAUCACCUCCGUCCGCCGGGAGCAGAACAGCAGGUGGACGUGCUGGAAGACUCUAAUAAAGGCCUGUGUGCUGCGUGUCGCACUGGCGGAGAGCUGCUGUGCUGUCACAAGUGUCCCAAGGUUUUUCACCUUUCGUGCCAUGUUCCAACUCUCCUCAAAUGUCCCAGCGGGGAAUGGUUUUGCUCUUUCUGCCGUGACCUGUUAGUGCCUGAGAUGGAUUACGACUGUGAAAACAGACCUGAGGCCAAAACAGUAAAGAAGGAGCCAGAUUCUGAAGGAGGAUUUGCCCCUGCGGACAAACGCAAGUGUGAGAGGCUGUUGCUGCACUUGUUUUGCAGCAAGCUGAGUUCGGACUUUCAAGGGCCCGCGUCCCCCUCGGUAUGUGCUAGUAACAGGCUGACUAUAAAGGGGCCGAUGAAUCUUGGCGACGUGAAGAAACGACUGGAGGCCAAGCAGAGUCUGUGUUACCCAAGCCCUGCAGAGUUCCUAUCAGACAUCAGGCUCAUCGUUGGGAACUGUGCAGUCCUCGGUCAGGCUGACACAGAGGUCACCUCGGCGGGCAGGAAGCUUAAGGAGCUGCUUGAAAAGCACCUGAGGAUCAUCUUCCCUGAGCACACCUUUCCAGAAAUCAAACUGGAGAUGACGCCUACCGCUCAUCAACUCUCAUUUCUUGACAAUAUAUCCCAGCAUGCAAAGCGCCAGCCCAGCUGUCAGCUCCCAGAGGAGGGAGUCGUAUGAAAGCACAAAAACUUCUUAAUCGUUGAGACAUUUGAAAACACAUACAGUGUGUGUGGUGUGCUCAACUUUAUAUAUACAAACAUUUGAUACACAAUCACCUUCAGGUCAUGAAUGUUUUAUAAUGUUUAAUGAUCCAAUUGUAUUGCCAGCAAACAACUAUGAUACAGGACUCAAAUGAGUUCUGUUUUCUACACUGAGCUAAUCUGAAGAAAUAGCUUUAAUAGUCAACUAUCUGACUAAAAAGAUUAAGUCAUGGGGAGUCAUGCAAAAGAAGUACAUACAUGCAGCACAUGUAGGUGUUUACAGGGUACAGCUGAAGCGGAUAUUACAGUGAGCAAGUCUUCUGUUUUGGUCACGUCAUCAAUUUGCUAACAAUAGAUACGUUCACCCACACGGUCUGGUCUGGUGUGUUUCUCCUCUUUAGCUCUCCAUGUGUAAAUAUAGAAGGAUGAUAAUCAUGCAGCUUUGAUGUUGGCUCCAUCAUAUGUGGAACAAGAUGUGAUACGAGGCUCCUCGAGGCCAGUACAAUUAAAACAUCAAAGGAGUCAUACAGCUGUUUGAUAAAACAGACAGUUUACGUUGUCUUUUAUAAUUCAGAAGUACACUUCUAAUGUUGUAAAGGUAAAUGCUUUGUGCUAUUUAAUUUGUCUAUGUUCAUUUGUUUAAUAAAAAGGUUCUUGGAUUUUACUGUA
This is a messenger RNA of Cottoperca gobio, 3836 nucleotides long. Its product is annotated as transcription intermediary factor 1-alpha-like. NCBI's taxonomy places the organism in Eukaryota, Metazoa, Chordata, Actinopteri, Perciformes, Bovichtidae. Gene Ontology annotation, cellular component: chromatin. Gene Ontology annotation, molecular function: zinc ion binding; protein binding. The record is from RefSeq and is a predicted model, not a curated record.